GUAGAACAGCUCAAAGAGGAGAUCUGUGAGUAUCAGAAGAGCGAGAAGCAAGGACUUCCAUUGCCUGCGCCAACCGAGACUGAGGAAGUCGCAGCAUCUUUGCUGCAGGCCACAAAGGAUGAAGGGAGGGUUGAGAGAGACCACGUUUCAGGCAAAGGUGGCUCAGAGCAAGAAGAGAGAUAUCCGAGUAGUGAAACACUUCAUAAAAGGUGCCGAGAGGUGAUUGAGAACGUCGAGGGCAGGAAUUCACAGCUCCUUCGCAAGCUGCAAAAGCUGGAACAGGAGCAGGAGGAUUUGGUGGAGCGCAAUGAAGAGCUGGAGUCAAUUUUGGGAGAGACACAGAUCCAAACCGAGCAGGAGAAGGAACAGUUUGAGAGUGAGGUGGAGGGACUUCACCAGAAAAUCACAAGUUUAGAGACGGAGUUACUUGAAGUGCAGAAGAACAAAAGUGAGAUGAAUGAGGCAUCAUCUGGAGCCCAAGAGAUGCAAGAGAUAUUGGAAAGCUGUCAGGAAACGAUAGAGAAGUUGGGAAGUCGGCUGGGAGAGCGGAGAGAAUGGAGAAAGCAGCUUGCAUCUGAGCUUGAACUGUUACGAGAAGAUCUGAAGGCUGAGAAGAAGGUCUCUGAACUCCUACAAGAGAGAGAACAGAUUAAAAAACGUGAGCAGAAACAUGAAGAUCUACGUACAGAUGAAAAGACAUACGAAGAACAGAGGGCUAAAAUAGUAUUUUUGGAAGAACAUAUCAAAAACUUGAGGGAUGAACAAGAACUGCUCUGUUCUGAAUUACUAGAAAGCAACAAGAAGAGGGAGGAGUUAGAAAAGCACCUAAAAGAGAGCAAAGAAGAAAAGCGAUUGUUACUGGCAGAAGUUGCCCAGCUCAAACAAGAUAUCCUGGCUGCCCGGGAGCAGAGCGAGGGCGCGCUUGAAGAGCCUUGGAGGGUGAGCCAAGGGGUGGUGCACAGAGAGAACGGGUUCCUCGUGUCUCAGAGCUCUGCAGGCAGUUUAGACGGGAGCGUUAAACAG
Messenger RNA from Antrostomus carolinensis (chuck-will's-widow), 1023 nucleotides. RefSeq names its product trichohyalin-like. The annotation marks the transcript as partial. The transcript is spliced from 7 exons. Lineage: Eukaryota; Metazoa; Chordata; Aves; Caprimulgiformes; Caprimulgidae. The record is from RefSeq and is a predicted model, not a curated record.